This is a messenger RNA of Phytophthora nicotianae INRA-310, 654 nucleotides long. RefSeq lists its product as hypothetical. NCBI's taxonomy places the organism in Eukaryota, Oomycota, Peronosporomycetes, Peronosporales, Peronosporaceae. Gene Ontology annotation, cellular component: nucleus; cytoplasm. The transcript has 4 exons. The record is from RefSeq and is a predicted model, not a curated record. The coding region runs from base 1 to 654 and encodes 217 amino acids.
AUGAACAAGUAUCGCGUCCUGUGUCUUCAUGGCUACCGUCAAGACGCUCUGAAGCUGCGUGGCCGCAUUGCUGCGUUGCGUCGCACGUUCAAGUCCAGCGUAGAGUUCGUGUGUCUGGACGCUCCGUUUGAAGUGCCAUAUGAGCCCACCUCGGAAGAACACGCUAACAAUGGAGAGACUGGCGAGAACGUAAAGCAGUUGAAGUGGUGCGACUUCACUCGCGACGAAGAGACUGGUCAAUAUCUGCUCUCGAGGGUGGAAGAAUCGAUCGAAUACGUUGCAAACUUUGUCAAGAAGGAGGGACCGUUUGACGGCAUUUUCGGAUUCAGUCAAGGAGGUUCCAUGGCGUCGAUGAUCCUGCAGAGACAAGUGAGCACUUCAGAAUCGCCCUUCGCAUUCCGCUUCGCCAUCUUCGUGUCUGCUGGUGCUGUGGGCGAUCCGAAGUACAUGAGGGAUGUGAAGGUGGACAUGCCGUCAUUGCACAUCAUCGGCGAGACGGACGCUGUAGUGGACAACGAGAGGAGUCUCGCACUCAAGGAUAUCUUCGUGAAGCCUACUGUUUUUAUGCACCCUGGUGGCCACUACAUCCCCACGAACAAAGAGCCCAAGGACGCAUUCCGAGCUUUCUUCAAAGAGCUCCAAGAAGCACAGUAA